Molecule: messenger RNA, 8349 nt
Organism: Pararge aegeria (speckled wood butterfly)
Lineage: Eukaryota; Metazoa; Arthropoda; Insecta; Lepidoptera; Nymphalidae
Gene: Gp210
Product: nuclear pore membrane glycoprotein 210
Exons: 29
Coding region: 132-5255 (1707 amino acids)
Cellular component (GO): nuclear pore
Source: RefSeq, a predicted model, not a curated record
UGACAUAUGUAAUUUUUUCAACUGCCGCCGGUCGCCGAAUGCCAAAAGUGUCCAAAAAACUUAAUUUUAGUAGGUUAGACUUGUAUAAAAAUAUUAAAUUACAUUACACAUGUAAUUAAAUCGAGAUAACAAUGAGGCGUUCAGGGCAUGCCUUUGUUAUUUUGUUAGCGUUGUAUUUUUGUAAAUUAUCUUGUGACUGUGCUAAAAUAAACACGCCGCGAGUAUUGCUUCCAUGGUUUGAAAAUUUAAAUGUGAACUUUACCUUUGAGAUCAUUGGGGGUGGCUGCUAUAGUUGGAGUACUUCAAGAGAUGACAUCAUAGAUCUUGAGGCCUUGUACGAUGAUACGUGGGGCCACUGCUCGCGUGCAGCGCGUGUUACAGUGUCCAACACAUGUGUACCCCCGGGUUCUGUAAUAAUUUUCGCUGAGGAAGUUGACACGGGGGAGAUCUUACGUGGAGAUGUUGAUAUAGCUAAAAUCACUUCCUUGAAAAUUGUGAGUACAACAUGGAAGCUCUAUCUUGAAGAAGCACCAGAGGCCUUUGAGGUUGUUGCAAAUGAUGAUCAAGAUAAUACGUUUUCAACUUUAGAAGGAGUGAGUUUCACAUGGUCUAUCGAAAAUGUAGGGAGCACAUACGGAGAUGAACCCUUAGUGACGUUGGUCCGUUGGAGUGACACAGAUUAUGAAGCACCAAAAGGCAUCGCAGAACUGGAAGCUCAAGGUUUACGAUCGCAUUCAGUUCUACUUUACGGGCAGGCGAUGGGAGAAUCUCAAGUGACUGUUUGUCUUGGAAAAAUAUGUACAAGCUCUAAUUUACAUGUAGCUGCUAGUGUUGUAUUGACCCCAGCGGUGGCAUAUGUUGCACCUGGGGACAGUCUGUGUUACAAAGUUGUAAGAGUACGGGCUGGACGUUUAACCAUACAAGAUGUUGCUGAUACACUAUACACAAUGACAGUAGACAACACUGGUGUGGCGAUUCUGGAAGAUUCCAUAAGCUUAGUACGUGGCACACAACUUGGCACGUCACAUUUGUAUUUAAUGUCAGGAAUGACAGAAGUGUCCAAAGCAAUGUUAACUGUAGUUGAACCGCAUUCCAUAAAAGUAAUAAUUCGACCAUCCAACCUAAUUGUUUACGGAGAGAUGUUUAACAUACAUUGUAUUGUGUUUGAUGAAGCCGGCCAUCCAAUGACACCUGGACAGGAAAUGUUGAUAAGGUUAUCAGUAGACGGUGAUGCCAACGUAGACUUGUUGAAGUCAAACGAAAAUGGGACAAUAACGGAAGCUGUGGCUCUGAACGCUGGGGAGUUUACUGUUACUGCGAGAUUGUAUUCUAUCGCCGGUAGAGCUUUGAUGAAAAAGAUUGAAGGACAGGAAUCUGCGGUAGUGCUUGAACCCCUAGCAGUAGUACCUCCACAAGUUUAUGUAGCAUGGACUGAUAGUGUUCAAAACAUACAACUUCGCCAUCGAGGUGGCGGUGAAGAGCCAGUGACUUGGUCGGGGAGUGAGAUGGAAAGUGGCGCUAUCUCGCUCGCACCGACGGGCGUGGUGACAGUUCGUGACGUCGGCGAGAUGGAAGUUCGCGCGCAUCUCACUGGAUAUCCACAUGUUCGGGCGGGUGGGAGAGUUAUUUCAGCAGUACCCGAUCUAAUCAAGGUAUCAAGCUCAGGCUUCGCACGCGUGGGCCGACUUCAUCAGUUGCACUUGGCGCUCACAGCUACACAUCCCGCUACUGGAGAACUAUAUAAUUUCCAUACAUGCGACUGUGGUUCGUUUGCUGUAUCCUUAUUGGAGGGUCCUGAACCACAAAAUGUUACGGCUGCUUCUUGGCUACAGCCUGUAGAUGGUGCAUGUUGCGUUCUUCAGUGCUUCUGGAGUGCUCGCGGUGUGUCCACGGUGCGAGUUUCGCGCGGCAGGGCGGGCGUUACCGCACGGAUCGCCGUACGCGCCGCACCCACGCUACUGUGGCCGCAACAGGCCGCCGCGCUUGUUGGAGCCACUUUACCGGUGUUGGCUGAAGGAGAGGCUUUAGUGUCGCAAUCUAGUGAACCGCGAGUCGCUGAGCUGACCAAUAGAGAGGGACUUGCGCCACAUCGGUAUCCUGAUGCCCAGCUGUUCACGUUCAAAUGUCGGAGGCAAGGCGAAGCUCAUCUUAAACUAAUAUCGUUCAUGGAUGAAGAGCAAGAAUUUGUGGACUUCGAAGCUGUUUGCGCACCGCACGUCUCCCGGAUACGUCUGGAACCACCUGACACACCGGGCAACUGCUCUGGUGGACCCAGAGUAUGGUUACGUCCAUAUCAGGAAGUUUCUGUAAAAGUCACUCUCCAGGAUGCGAUAGGCCGCGAACUUUUAGAUGAAGAAGGGCCAAGCUUGUCGUGGGAAAUUCAACCUUACCACGUCGGAAUAGAGUAUAGAUCCUCCGACAGGCUGUUCGUUGAGACCAAUCCUGAGUUCGCUAAAGUGCCUGUGCCGCAUAAGUAUUACCAGAUGUUGACAGUAAAUGAACAAGCGAUAGGGUGGAGUGGAUUGCUGAAAGCAAGCAUUCCUGAUGCUACUGCAACUAUUCAAGCCAAAGUUGUAGCGCCCCUGAAGUGUGAUCCGUUAAAGAUUAAUCUGGCCUGGGAAGGCGAAACUGUGUCUAAUAUAGCGACAGUAACUGGAGGUAGCGGUAAAUACUCAGUGGAGACCCCUAAAGGCGUUUCAGCGUCCAUAGAUGCUGGCAGUGUGACCGCUUUGGUGCCAGCUCCCGGAACCUACGACUUGGUUGUGACCGAUUUGUGUGUUGCUGGAGAGAAACAAGUUGUUGAGGUGAACAUAGAAGAAGUACUCAGCGUGGAAGUGUCGACCGCACGUGCGGUUUGCGUCGGUGGAUGCAUACCCAUUAGUGCGUUAGUCAAAGGAAUAUCGCACAGAUACUUGAGCACGAGUCGGGAGCCCGAUUGGAAGACGUUAGGCGAUGUUGAGGUCAAGAAUGGGAGCUUGUGCGGCCUGAAGGAGGGCUUUGGUCGGGUUAGGGCUGCUUUGGGUGGCGUUUGGAGCUCUGAAGUUGAGGUGACAGUGUUCCCCGCGUUGCGUAUAGUCCCCGAACAUACACGUUUACCUGCGGGUGGACGCGUACAGUUGCGACACGUAGGCGGACCGCCGUCUCACCUCGCUACAUUGACAUACCAUGCCACGCAGGGGAAAACGCAUAUGCAGGUGUCAUCGUCUGGCUUAGUACAAGGUGUGUCUACGGGCAGUUCGCGGGUUAAGUUAGUGGCAUCAGAUUUUGCGAAUGUGGAACUUGCUGGUGCUGAAGCCGAAAUCGAAGUGGUGCCAAUAACGAACCUGCGUGUUCGAGCGGCGACACAGACAUUGUUAGUGGGUCGGCCGGGCCCCGUAUGGAUACAAGCUGCAGGGUUAAGUGCUACAGCACUAAUGUCCCUGCAACCCUCGCCGCGUGUCACGUGGAGCCUCCGAGACCCUACGGCUGCGAGGUUAUACACCACCCAUGCUGAUGAUCAGUUGGAGCGAUCCGUAGUGGAAGGGUUGUCUGUGCGUGUGGUACCUCUGAAACCCGGCGUAAUAGCACUUGACGUCCGAGUCAGAAAUAUGGGACAGAUAGCAGAAUCCCGUUUGUGGGACAGCACAAUCGAAAUCCUCGGCGUAUCGGACAUCCGUACAUCAAUCGACGGUCUGUCCCGGGAGUUUAAUACCGGGGACCGCCUCUCGAUCGCCGCGGGUUCAACGGUUCGCUUGAAGUCCUUGCCCCGGGGCAGCUGGUCCGCGUACGAGGAUGGAUCGUUCGAGGUGAAGAACAACGGCGAUGUGGUCGCAGUGAGGCCCGGACACGGAGUCAUAUUUGUGAAACACAAGGACGACCGGAAUAACAUUGACAGACAGAGCGUAAUCCACGUGGAAGUAUCCAAACCCCACUACUGCACAGCGGAGCCGUCGGGAGAGGAAGAAUCUGCAGCGAGGCUUGUACUAAGAAACUCGCUUGGAAGAGAGCUCUUGGCGCCGCAGGCGAACGUGUCGCUUGGCUCGCCGUUCGCCGCGCACGUUCGACGAGCCGUUGACAGUGCCCUCGGUGACGAGCUACUGAUAGCGGGAAUGGAAGUAGGAGGUGCUUUUCUGAGCUUCCAAAGUUCCAUUGGCGGUGUUACCGUUAACGACGAGGUCUGGGUUACGAGUACAGAUUCAUACGCGAACAGGGUUAUAGCCACAGGUAGUUGGGCGGUAUGCGUCGAAGGAGUGGGAUGGCGGGCGCCACCCUCCAUACGUCUAUACCCAGGCGCCGGAGUCACUCUGGCUAUAUUGACUCAAGACGCUUCCGCUCGUCACGUGCUCCGCCUCGACCGUCCCGCUUCCACAUACAUCAUACACCAGAUACCAGUGCAGAAGAUGGAAUUUAUCUCCGGUGAAUGGCCAGCAUCCCUUGUCCCACUGUCCAUUGAAGCUUCUGGUCUGACGUCAAAUCCGCUGAUCUGCACGGAGGAACAGAAGUACGCAUUGGAAGAUGUACAAGUCGAAUUGCCUUACUCAUGCAGAACCAAGGCGCCUCACACUGCGCAACCCAUUUUGGAUAUUAAUACUGGGCAGCUUGGUUGUACAAUAAUCCCAGCAACAUUGAUCAGGGAAGCAUCUGAAGUAGAACUGUGUGCGGAAUGGGGAGUGGCCCGCACUUGUACCAAAGUACAACUUCUCCCACUUGUACAAGUUUCAAGCAUGAAACUCUCACUUCAAAGCCAACCAACCAGCUUCACAGUAACUGGACACCCACACGCCUUGAAACUUGUCAGAAUGACCACAUCUCCAGGCUUGAAACUCGAUAUUGACACAAAAGAUGGUGAAAUCAGUGUUUUAAUUAACAGUGAGUCUGUGACUUGUGGUAUUGGGUGGGUCAAUGUGGUGUCAAAGUUGACGUCUCAAGAGAUUAAAGUUGAAGUGGAAAGGGAAUGCGAAGUUGGCUGUGGAACAUUAUUAGGAGCAAUCUUCUCGCUUAUAAGACCAUUUUUGCCAACCCUUGUGACCAUUGUGGCGUUAGCGGCUGGUUAUACUUAUAUUCAGUCACGUCUACAACAAAAAGGGCAGAUUAAGUUGCCAACUGAACCAGCACAGACUGUGCUGGCUGUAACUCCACCGCAGCGCAAUAGAACCUGGUCGAGAAGCCCAUACGCGUCCGCCGGGCCCGCUGCCCCGGUCUAUGGUGACUCCAGCAUGUUGCCAGAUGCUAGCUUCUCACCAAACUCAACGAGAAUCCACUCAAGAUUCCUUUAGAAGACUGUACCUAUCAGUGACUAAAUAGUAAAAGUGACUUAAGUGUUUUUAUAAUAAACUGCAAAAGUGACACAAGUGUUAAAAAGGGUUUUUAUGACAAGUGAUAUGGUUAGUUACAACCAUGCCAUGUACACUUAAGUAGUUGUGACUAAGAAUUUCCAAAAGUUUUUGUGUAGGAUACUUAGCAUAAAGGAAGUGAGGGAUGCCAGGAGAUGUUAUUUUAGGUUUUCUUUUUUCUCAUCUUGUGCUAGUAACUAUAAAACUUUGGGUUGCUGUUCCAUUAGUUUACGGCACGGUUUUUUUUUCAUUUGAAGUCAUAAUUAAAACAUAAUGGUCAUAGUUUUAAGGUGUAGAAUUAAAUAAAAUAGACUUUGUUCUAUGUUCAAAUAUGCUGCGGGAAUCUUAUUAAUAUGCUUGUAAUAUAGACGUCAAUGUUAAAUCAUUGUUGUCUGUUAUGAUUUUAACUUUAAAAAAAACUACUAUCACCGGAGGUUUACUACUAGCAAUGAUAUUAAACGAUGGUACAGCAGUAUUAUUUUAAAUUGACAGUUCAGUUGACAUACCUUGCUACCCUAAAAUAAAUGAAAAUAUAGUAAUACUGGUGAGAGUGAUAGUAGUAAGAGCCCUGGUGUCUUAUCAAUGAUUGCUUUAUGAAGGCACCUAAUCUAAGACGGACUAAAUAUAAGGAGAUUAGUGAAAAUACUUUUGUGGCAAUGUAAAUUUGCUAAUAGGAUAAAUGUAGCAUGUUUAAUAAUCUUGGAUUUUGUACCUUUUUAUACAAAAAAAAGCAUUUGUGAAACUACUAUAUUAUAGUUACAUAAUUAUUUUUUUUAUCUUAUAUUUAAAGCCUGACCAGGUAAAUAAAAAACCUAGUCAAGGGGCGUCACAUUGGCAUAAAAGUAUAUUUGACACGUAUUGCCAUGCAAAUGUGACGCCGAUUGUAUAGAAAAAAAUGGUUCCUGUUUGAUCCACAAUAUGGCAGGUUUUUUAUUUUCAUAUUUUUCAUACACAUUCAAUUAUAUGUUUAAAAAAUGAUGAAUAUAUAGCAUAAAUACCUGCUUUGCUAAAUUUGUGAAUAUUCUAGUAGCAGAAACCAUAAGGGUUGUAAUUAAAAAGAUUAGUGAGUGAAAUCAUUAAAUUAUUUUUAUAUUUAAUUUAUUUUUUUGAAAUCAUCCAAAAUUGUGAGGAUUGGUUAAUAUAAGAAAAAGUUCAACUUGACUGCAUUUGUGAAUAUCCUAAAGAUCAAAAGGGUUGUUAUUAUAAAAAAAAUUGACAUAAGAACUGACUUUGUUAUUACAACUAAUAAGUAAGAAAUAAAUAUUUUCUACAACAUUUUUAAUUCUGUGCCAUGUUACUUAGUAUAGAUGAUAUACUACAUUUUCCUUUUAGUAGAAGUUUCAGUUAUGUUUUUACAUUUUACUUGGCACAACUUUCUACAAAACUUUGUAGAAAAUAUUAAUUUCUUGCUUGUUAGUUGUAUAACAAAGUUGUUUAGUUAGUGGGUAGGUUUGCUGCAAUCAUACUAAGUUAUUAAUAGCCGACUGUCAAUUGCUCAUAACCUGCUACAAAAUAUUGCUUUUCCCGAAACCAGGGUGCUAUUGCUUGAGUAGUUUUCCUGGCACUUCACCAUCAGGUCCUUUAUUAUGACGAGCAUCUACAAUAUACCAUAAUCACAGCGCAAACAGUGUAAUACUAAUUCAUAUUGUCUAGUUUCGCUGGCCAUCCUUGGUCUUCAUCAUCAGUUGUCGCCCACAUCCUCAUGACCAAAUGGCGCUUUACGAUAGAAAAUGCUCAAGUUACUUUAAAAAUACUCAAAUCGCUAUUGGUGUCCCUAAUUUAUUUGAAAAGUUCCCUCAAUUUCUCCAGGAUCUCUUCACCAGAUCUUAACUUUAUGAAAAUAGGACCACAUGGGAAGUAUAUACAGUCUCAAACAAAAAUAUUAUUAUUCAAAUCGGUUUAUCAGAGUUCUCAGCUAACUAACAUAAAAAAACAAGUGAAUUGAGAACCUCCUCUUCUUUGUAAGUCUGUUAAAGAAUAGCUAUAAUUAGUGAUUUCGUAUUUACAAUAAUAAUCCUAAUUAAUAUUACAUUCCUUCACGCCCAAACUAAGCCACCAAUCAACUAGAUUUUUGCCAUGGUUUUUGUUGAUGGAGGAGGAUGGAGAUUUACUACUACUAGGCUACUUUUACCCCAAAAAAAAACUUUUUCCAUGGAAUUUAAAAAAAUAACCUUAAAACCGCUACUAAUAAAAGGCUACAAUAGCUAGUUAUAUUUUUUGAACACAUUGGAAAUUCUAAUGGUUUUUAAAUAUAUGCUCAGCACAUUAGUUAUUCCCUGCUGUAUUAAUAAUAAAGUAUUCAAGUAACCAAAAAGGUUGUAACAAAAUAGACAUAGUGAUUAAGAAAUUGUUUUUAUUUUUAAUAUGUACUGUAGAUAUGUCUGAAAUUGUCAUUGUAGGGUCAGUAGAGACAACUAAUUUCUUAGCUUUUGUGAAUAUGUAUUCUAAAAAAAUUACUUAAGUUGACUGAUUAUAUUUUUAUAUUGGUUGUUUCAAUUUUCAGACAUUGUACCUUUAUAUCCAUAAUAUUCUAGUGACUGUAAGGCUUGUAACAAAGUUUGUCCAUUCAUAUGUUUCAGAUUCUUCUUUUGCAUAUUGUUAUAAAAAGUCAAGAUACCUUUGUUACUUACCCGAACUAACAUAGUUAGUUUUUAUCUAAUAAAAAAACAUAUUGACAUUAUUGUUACUCUUCUAUCAGUUCAUUUGUUGUAAUAUAAAAUAUAAGGGGACUGUUGUAAUUUUUUUGUUAUGUUAACGUUAAGGUUAGAGUGGCCGAAUAGGCUACUCUUCGCUUGACUUAAGAGAGGGUGGUUUAGUUGUAAAAUUGCAAUUGAAGUUGCAUCUAAGCAACUUUUACCCAUGUGGUAACUGAUUUUAGAGGUCCAACUUUAACAUUGACCCCAUGAGGAGAACACAGGCUCUCUGACUCCAUGACUCAGAGAGCCUGUGUUCUCCUAUAAGAAGUCGUCAUAAGAUCUCAUAGCUGAUAAAUCAUUACGUCUUGUAAGUAUGAUGUUUAACUCAGUUUGGUUCGUCU